AAAAUCUUGAUAAACCAUGGGUUCCUCAUACAAUUUGUACAACUUACUAUCAAGGAUCGAGAUAUUGGUUGAAAGGAAAAAGAAGUGACAUGCGAUUUGGUAUUCCAAUGAUUUGGCGUGAACCAACUGAUUAUAUAACUAGCUGUUACUUUUGCUCAUACCAAAUCACGAGCUAUAAUGCUCGCAAUAAGAAAAAUAUCUCUUAUACAACACUUUCAUGCACUACAAGACUUGUUUUUCAUAGAUCUGAUAUUCCUAUUCCUUCUCUACCAAUGAACCCUUCUUUACCAUCUUUAGACAACGACAAUCUUGUUGAUGAGAACAAUGUAGAUUUUGAAAUUUAUGAAAUCGAUCCGGUUGAUGAUAAUAGUCCAAAGCCUGUCAAUCAGUCUGCUUUAAAUGAUCUUGUAAGAGAUUUAGGUCUAUCUAAAGAAAAUGCAGAGUUACUGGGAUUCAGAUUGAAAGAAAGGUAUUUGUUAGAAUCAGAAACAACGUUUUCUUGGUACAGACACCGUGAAAAAGAAUUUAUUCCUUUUUUUUCUAUGAUAGAUUCAUUAGUUUUCUGUAAUAAUGUAUCUGACUUGAUGCAUUUUUUGGGAUUAAAGUCUUAUAAUGUUAAUGAAUGGAGACUUUUCAUUGAUUCCUUAAGACGAAGCCUAAAAACUGUUCUCCUUCACAAUGGGGGAAUAUAUGCAUCAGUACCUAUUGGACAUUCAGUUCAUUUAAAAGAAACAUAUGAAAACUUAAAAACACUGUUGGGAUAUAUUAACUAUGAACAACACAAUUGGUUAAUUUGCGGUGAUUUGAAAAUUUUAUGUAUGCUUCUAGGACAACAGCAAGGUUUCACCAAAUUCCCAUGUUUUCUUUGCGAAUGGGAUAGUAUAGCCAGAGAACUUCAUUGGACAGAAGAAAAAUGGAAAGUAAAAAGAAGCUUGGAACCUGGCGUGAAAAAUGUAAUAAAUGAAACGUUAGUUGAUCCUAAUAAAAUUUUGUUACCUCCGUUGCACAUAAAAUUGGAUCUAAUGAAGCAAUUCGUGAAGGCUCUGCAUAAGGAAGGAAAUUGUUUUAAAUACCUCUGUACAAAGUUUCCUCAUCUUAGUGAUGCAAAGAUUAAGGAAGGCAUUUUUAUUGGGUCUCAAAUUAGAUUACUUAUUAAAGACGAGAAAUUUGAAAAAACAAUGACUUGUUUAGAAAGAGAAGCUUGAGUUUCAUUGAAGAAAGUGAUUCUGGGUUUCUUGGGAAACAAAAAAGAUUCUAACUAUGAAGAAUUGGUGAAUAACUUGCUUGAAAAGUUUAUGAAAUUAAGAUACACUAUGAAUCUAAAGAUACAUUUUUUGAAAAGCCAUCUUGACUACUUCCCCAAACGUAGCUUAAGAAGCGUAAGCGAGAAACAAGGGGAAACAUUUCAUUAGGAUAUUAAAUAAAGAGAUGGAAAAAAGAUAUCAGGGUCGAUGGGAUAUUCAUAUGUUAGCAGAUUACUAUUGAAGUAUUAAGCGAGACAUUUCUGACAUGGUUCAUAGUAAAAAGUCCAAGAAACGCUCUUUUGACUCUAUUUCUGGAUAAAUAAAAUCUUUUUUUAUUAACAUUUUCGCUUUUGCCUUCAGUAAUUGGAUCAUCUGGUUUUGCCUUCAGUGGCUGGGCAGCCUUUUAAUCUUGCCUUCAGUGGCUGGAUCAUCUAGCCUUGCCUUUAGUAGCUGAACAGGCUUUUAAUCUUGCCUUCAGUGGCUGGAUCAUCUAGCCAUGCUUUCAAUAGCUGGGCAGCCUUUUAAUCUUGCCUUCAGUGGCUGGAUCAUCUAGCCUUGUCUUCAGUGGCUGGAUAGCCUAGUGAAAAACGGUAUUUUUUGGCUAUUUAAAUCUAAUUAUUUUGAAAACCUGACGUGAUAGAAAAAUUCUAAGGCCAGAUUCGUAUUCAGCGGACAAAAUUACGUAGGAAAUGAUCUUUGAAAUCCAAAACGCAUAAAGUUUUUGAAAUUUUGCAGGUCUGUGUUAUCAUUCAAACGCUUCAAUUGUUGUCGAUAAUGUUCAGCAGUUACUAUUUCGUUCGGUUUCAACAGCUCAUAAUAUACGACACCCUCCAUAUCCCACCAAAUAAAGAGCAUUGCUUUGUAACCGUGGAUGUUUCGUUUUAAUGUCGACGUUGAUGUUUGGCCAGAAUCGACUCAUGGUUUCUUGUGUUUCGGAUUGUCGAAAUAGAUCCAUUUUUCAUCGCCGGUCACGAUACACCACGAAAAACUCUUCUUUUUAUGCCUUUUUAUGCCUAACAAAAAAAUCGAGAUAUUUAAACGAUUAACAAUGGCAUUUUUGGUCAAUUCAUGUAGCAGCCAUUUUCCUUCUCAGCGAACACAAUGUAACAUGUAAUAUACUUGUUAAUUAUAAUUUCCUACUCAACAAUGUAAUUGUUACUCAGACAGCACCGAACAUCCAAUGGAUGUACGUUUCACGUCCAAUUUAUGUUCGUAUGUCCGAUUUACGUCCAUGGACAUAAAUUGGAUGUAACAAGAAUGUCCUUAUUGGACAGCGGACCUGUAGGACGUCCGAUGUACGUCCAUCAGACGUCCUAUGUCCGAAGUUGUGACAAACGUACCUAUGGACGUCUUUUGUAAAAAAAUUGACAUAUAACGGACGUCCAAUGGACAUCCGUGUGCUGUCUGGGUAUAUAACACAUGCGUUAUA
Harpegnathos saltator (Jerdon's jumping ant) is the source of this 2673-nucleotide messenger RNA. RefSeq lists its product as uncharacterized. Bases 90 to 1205 code for a protein of 371 amino acids. Lineage: Eukaryota; Metazoa; Arthropoda; Insecta; Hymenoptera; Formicidae. The transcript has a single exon. The record is from RefSeq and is a predicted model, not a curated record.